GUACAAUUCGGACUUUGAUGCGGUGCUAUUCGAAAGUAAAAGCAAGCAGAAGAGAACAUAAAUUAUUCGCAAACUUAACUAGUUCGUGAAUGCUGUGAAGCUUUUCUUCCGUGCUUUAAAACAUGUGUAAUAUAGAUGUGAGCGCAUUUCCACGCGACUUUGCGUGGGGAGCUGCGACAGCUGCUUAUCAGAUUGAAGGUGGUUGGAAUAUGGAAGGUAAAGGGGCGAGCAUAUGGGACACGUUCUGUCAUGCUAAAGGAAAAGUGUUUGAAGACCAGACUGGAGAUGUAGCCUGCAACAGCUAUCAGCUCUUGGAAGAGGACCUGAAAUGUAUCCAACGGCUUGGACUUUCCCAUCAUCGCCUGUCCAUGUCCUGGUCACGGCUUCUUCCUGACGGAACCACAAAUCACGUGAAUCUGAAAGGUGUGGAAUAUUACAACAAAGUGAUCGAUGACUUGAUUGCUUGUAAUGUAACCCCCAUGGUCACGCUGUACCACUUCGACUUACCUCAGGCCCUACAGGACUAUGGUGGAUGGAAAUCGACAGAGAUCGCAGACAUCUUUGAAAGUUAUGCCAAGUUUUGCUUUCAGACUUUCGGUGACAGAGUGAAUCUUUGGACCACUUUGAAUGAGCCCUAUAUUUGUGCCAAGCUAGGCCAUGAGGAUGGCAUCUUUGCUCCUGGGAUCAAAGAGCCAGGAACGUCUACCUACUUGGCUGGCCAUAACAUGCUGCGUGCCCACACCAAGGCCUGGCAUUGCUAUAACUCGCAUUUCAGACAUUUACAAGGAGGGAAAGUAUCCCUCAACCUAAACACCGAUUGGGCAGAACCGUUGGACCCUGGCUGUCUUCAAGAUGUCGCAGCCACGGAGCGAUACAUGGCAUUCUCUUUGGGAUGGUUUGCUUGUCCUGUGUUUUGCACAGGGGAUUACCCAGAAUCUAUGAGGGCCAGGAUUGAAGCGGGGAGCUUGGAAUUUGGAUACGGCCCACGGCUACCUCGCUUCUCUAAAGAUGAGCCGUCCCCUCUGGGCACAGCGGAUUUCUUCGCACUGAACUACUACACAAGUCGAAAAGUGAAAGAUCUGAAGGGUGCUUGUAAGAGCGGCGAGCUCAGUUUUAUUAGAGACCAAGGUGCAGAAGCGGUUAUAGAUCCCUCGUGGCCCAUAAGUGGGGUCUAUUGGUUGGCUGUUGUGCCUGAUGGAUUGCGAAAGCUGUUAAAACAUAUAAAUGACACUUACACCAGUCUGCCCAUCUAUAUCACAGAAAAUGGCUUUUCGCAGAUAGGGCCGGUUCAAAUGGAAGAUGAUGACCGGUGCAAUUUCUAUCAGAAGACACUGCAAGAAGUAGGAAAAGCUAUCAGUCAAGAUGGAGUGAAUGUAAAGGGAUAUUUUGCCUGGUCUCUACUGGAUAACUUUGAGUGGGCAGAUGGCUUCAGUGUGCGCUUUGGUCUGUUUCACGUGGAUUUCUCCACACCUGAACUGAAGCGCACAAUAUACCGCUCUGGUAGAGAGUAUGCUGCUGUGAUAUCCAAACAUCGCACCCAGACCAUAUCCCAGUCAUGGACCAAAUAAUAAUAAUGGUUUUAUCACCUGUCGAUGUUGUCAUUGUUAGACAAUCGUAUUGAUGUGAAAGCCAAAUCACUGCAUUCUUAAAUAUUCAGUCAUUUACUUCAGUGUUUUUUUCAUAAGGAUGUUUCAUUAUGAUUUGUAGUUGUAUUGUAAAAAGGAGAAACGUUUAAGGAUAUAAAUUCAGAUUUUG
Molecule: messenger RNA, 1755 nt
Organism: Triplophysa dalaica
Lineage: Eukaryota; Metazoa; Chordata; Actinopteri; Cypriniformes; Nemacheilidae
Gene: gba3
Product: cytosolic beta-glucosidase
Biological process (GO): carbohydrate metabolic process
Molecular function (GO): hydrolase activity, hydrolyzing O-glycosyl compounds
Source: RefSeq, a predicted model, not a curated record